Molecule: messenger RNA, 831 nt
Organism: Ochlerotatus camptorhynchus
Lineage: Eukaryota; Metazoa; Arthropoda; Insecta; Diptera; Culicidae
Exons: 3
Coding region: 1-831 (276 amino acids)
Source: RefSeq, a predicted model, not a curated record
AUGGAACGGACUUUGGCCGAGAACAAAGGAUUGAUCGAUGUGGAGCUGCAGUCAGAGAUUGAUGUGGAGAAACAAAAAUGGCGAGACAUCCUGGAACGACUUAUUCACCGCAUCAAGUUUCUUGCGACGCAAAACCUGGCUCUGCGAGGACACCGAGAAUCCCUCCAGUCGGACGACGCCUCUAACGUCGGGAAUUUUCUUGGACUCCUGAAACUUCUCGCCGCCUUCGACCCUGUCAUGCAAGCGCACCUCAAAAAUGCCAAAAAUCGUCCCGGAUCGACUUCUUACCUCUCGGCAGCCACACAGAACGAGUUUAUCUAUUUGAUGGCGUCUACUGUUCGCGAAAAUAUGCUCGAAACGAUCCGUCAAGCGAAAUAUUUUGGUAUCAUGUUUGAUUCGACCCCUGAUCAAGCACACCAAUCUUUUCUAGGAUUCAUUCAGAUCAACCUGAAAGACGCUGAGAGCUUAGUUGGGACCAUUUUGAGCCAGUUGAAGAAAGACGGUAUGGACCUCCAGGAUUGCCGGUCGCAGUGCUACGACAACGCUGCUGUGAUGGCGGGACACAAAAGUGGUGUUCAACAAAGGAUCAUCGAGAAGAAUCACCUGGCAGUUUUCGUGAACUGCGACAAUCACUCACUCAACUUGGUUGGUGUCAACGCAGCCAAACAGGACGUUAUGAUGAUGGAGCGCAAGGGUGGAAGCGGUGAAGCCCAUCAACAACCACCUCGACGAGAUACUCCAAGUCCUUCAAGCCAUGAUGGAUGGUGCCACGGAGACCACAGACACACGGAGCGAAGCGAGGCAGCUCUACAACAGGAUGUUGACUCCUGA